GCCAUAUAUGUGUCAGCAAUAUGUGUGGCUAAAAUGUGAGCAGUAUAAUAUUACUACAGGUGUUGGUGUGCACUAACAUUCACUCCACACACCUCUGACUACUAAAAAGGGUUCACAUCACAGGUAGUAGCAAGCAAGAGGGAUCCAGUCCAGCCAGGCACCUGCUGCUGCACGUUGCUCCCAAAUCGCAAUCGUUGCAGAGGGCGUACAUCUCGCCAAACCCUGCAGCAGCAAGCAAGCGCAGGAUGCGAGCCGGCGGCUGCGCGGUGCAGCAGGCGCUGGCCGCGGAGGCGGCGGCCGUGGUGCGGCAGGCCGUGGCCCUGGCCCGGCGGCGCGGCCACGCGCAGGUGACCCCGCUCCACGUGGCCAGCGCCAUGCUCUCGGCGGCGGGGCUCCUCCGCGCCGCCUGCCUCCGCUCCCACUCCCACCCGCUGCAGUGCAAGGCCCUGGAGCUCUGUUUCAACGUGGCGCUUAACCGCCUCCCCACCGCCGCCGCCUCUAUGUUCCACCCCCAUCACCACGCCGGGCAGCAGCACGCGCCCGUGCUGUCCAACGCGCUCGUCGCCGCGUUCAAGCGCGCGCAGGCGCACCAGCGCCGGGGCUCCGUGGAUGGAGCACAGGGACAACCGCCACAGCCGGUGCUCGCCGGCAAGGUCGACAUCGACCAGCUCAUCAUCUCCAUCCUCGACGACCCCAGCGUGAGCCGCGUCAUGCGCGAGGCCGGCUUCUCCAGCUCCCAGGUCAAGGCCAACGUCGAGAAGGCCGUCUCGGCGUCGUCUUCACCGGAGCAUCAGCAGCAGAACACGACGAUACCACCCACCAGCCGCGCCCACGCGGCGAUCUCUCCAGGCGGAGCAGCUUCCGGCGACGCCAUGCGCGUGCUCGACUGCAUGGCGAGCGGAAGCAAGCGGAGCGUGGUGGUCGUUGGCGAGAGCGCGGCCACCGCGGAGGUGGUGGUGAAGGCGGUGAUGAACAGGGUGAGCAAAGGGGAGCUGCAGCAGCGGCACGAGCGGCUCAAGAACGUCCAGUUCGUGCCCCUCUCGGCCGCGUCCUUCCAGCGGAUGCCGAGGGAGGAGGUGGAGGCCAAGGCCGCCGACCUGCGCGCGCUCGUCCGCCAGGGCUGCGCCGCCGGGAAGGGCGUCGUGCUCGUCCUCGAGGACCUCGCGUACGCCGCCGAGGCCUGGGCCGCCGUGUCAGAGACGAGAAGGAGGAGCAGCGGCAGUGGCGGCCGUGAUCACGGCCAGGGCUGCUACUGCCCCGUCGAGCACGCCGUCAUGGAAGUGGGCAGCUUGGUGUCCGCUGCUGCCGGAGGCGGCGGCAGAGGCCUGGACAGGUUCUGGUUGCUAGGGUUUGGGAACAACCAGGCUUAUUUGAAGUCCAGAGCAGGGCAGCCAUCUCUUGAGGCUGUCUGGGAGCUGCACCCCAUCGUCGUGCCGGACGGCGGCCUCGCGCUGAGCCUCAGGUGCAACAGUGACGCCGAACAAGCUAGAGCAACAAGGCCUUGGCCCUUCGCUAACGGCACUGCAGCAACCGGCGACAGUGAGCUCAUCACUUUGUCCUGCGCCAAGGUGGCGGCGACAACUCCAAAUGUGCCGCCAUGGCUUCAGGGCUACCAAGUUCAAGAUACGACCAGACUGGCGAGCCGCAGCACCAGUUUUCAGAUGCAAGAUUGGGACCCCAACUCUAAUGGAGCAGCUUACCACACGUCGGAGAUCACACUGAGCUUCUCCCCACAGGCUACUAACUCUCCAGACGCUUCUUCAAUCUCCGGCUCCUUUGCCCCCAGCUUGAUGAUGAGCUCCGAACCAUGGCAAUUCAAGCUGAUGCAACCGUGCCCAAACUAUGGACGUGGCGAUCCAUUUGCCAGGUCCUCUGAUCGUCAACAACUGCUUCCAAGGCCGACUAGUCCAGAAAAAUCUUACUCCGUGUCCAACUCAUCCGAAGGUGCCCCUGCAGCCGAGUCGCCAAAAUUCACGGAGCUCACCGCUGAGAAUCUCAAGAUCCUCUCCAACGCGCUUGAGAACCGAGCUCCACGUCACAAGGAUGUGGUUACAGAGAUCGCAAGUGUCGUGCUCCAGUGCCGCUCGGGCAUGACAAGAAAGAGGAGGAGAUGGUGCUGCCAAGAGAAGCCAAGUGCAGUGACAUGGCUGCUCUUCCAAGGAGCGGGCAAUGAUGGCAAGAAAGCCGUGUCUAAGGAGCUCGCAAGGCUCGUCUUCGGUUCCUACAGCAAGUUCACCGCCAUCUCACUAUCCGAGUUCACCCACGUCCACUCCGAUUCCAGCUCCGGCGAGAUCACGUUGAAGAGGCAAAGAUCACUGGACACUGGGCGUAGCUACGUUCAGAGAUUGUAUGAUGCAAUACUCGAAAACCCUCAUCGGGUGAUAAUGAUCGACGGUGUUGAGCAACUGGACUACGAGUCAGAGAUCGGCAUCAGGAAUGCGAUCACAAAUGGAAGAAUUAGGGGUUGCAACGGCGACGAGAUCAGUCUGGGGGAUACCAUCAUAGUACUGAAUUGUGAAGCACUCCGUUCAAUGUCUAACGCUUCCUCCCCUCGGCUCAAGCAAAGGGUCAUCGAGAAGGAUGGAAAGGAAGGAAAUGACAUGAACAUGGAGAAUGGGAUGGAGUCAUCUGGUUUUACCUUGGAUUUGAAUGCAUGUGCCGAGGAUUGUGAAGGGAACUAUGAAGAGAGUGUUUCAGAUAAUGCGAGGAUCGUUAAUAUUGUGGAUGGCGUGUUCUUCUUCCAAUUAAUGGAGCACUCAUGACAUUGUAUUAUUGCUUCAUUUGCAUCUUCAAGUUAGCCUAGAAUUCUUAGUUAUUAGUUGUUUUUCUUUGUAUUUGUCCUUUAUUUGUCCUAGAUCUGUAGCUGAUCCUUAUAUUUAUUGGUAAUUUGUGUUAUGUAUAGUUAAUUAUAUGUGAUCAGCAACAAACUUAUUUGUGGAAAUCAGGAGUUAGGGAAGAAAGGGACGGUGUUCAUUGAAAACUGAUUGCCAUAUACAAUACUCUCUUUUAUUUGACUAUAAUAAUCACUGCCUUUUUA
This is a messenger RNA of Zea mays, 3037 nucleotides long. RefSeq names its product Protein SMAX1-LIKE 3. The transcript has 3 exons. The coding region runs from base 246 to 2762 and encodes 838 amino acids. The record is from RefSeq and is a predicted model, not a curated record. NCBI's taxonomy places the organism in Eukaryota, Viridiplantae, Streptophyta, Magnoliopsida, Poales, Poaceae.